Messenger RNA from Ostertagia ostertagi, 459 nucleotides. NCBI's taxonomy places the organism in Eukaryota, Metazoa, Nematoda, Chromadorea, Rhabditida, Trichostrongylidae. The record is from the annotation of a GenBank genome assembly.
AUGUUUAUAUCUGUGAUAGUGCCGGAGGAGAAGAUGUUUGAUGUGAAUUUCAUGACGGAGUUAGCAAACACUAAAGUGGCGAGGUUGAUCGCUCCUCCAAUGCUGGAAGAGUUGUCAGUGUCUGUGCUUCCCUGCAAAUCGAAUCGGGAUCACUGCUACUGGCUGUUGAGACUGCUCGUUGGCGAAGGAGUUUCCCCGCGAAAAACCGUCGUGAUGGUCAAUAAACCUCGAACAGCUCACUUCCUAGCGCUGUUGCUAACGUGUAAUGGUGUCAGCAGUACAUACAUUACAAGGGACGACAGUUUGCUCGCUGCUGAGGACGCGAUUCGGCAGUGGCGUAUUGAAGAGUGUCGUGUUAUUGUGGCUGACUAUGAUUCAAUAAAAGACCUGGAUUAUGGUUUUGUAGAACUGUGUAUCCUCUUCGAACCGCCUGAAGCUGAUUUCUGCUCUUUUCACUAG